AUGUCACACGUCGUUAUCCGCGGAAUCCCCUUUGCGACUCGUCUGCGUGCAGCCAAAGGUGGUGCCAAGGAGCUUCUUGAGCGCGACCGCGCUCGCGCACAGAAGUUCCUAGCUGGCAAGUCCCACCAUACCCCCUCGGCUACUGUUGGGGAAUACAGUCGACGUCACCACCAUAAGGGUACCGUUGCCGUUCCACCCACUACAGUUCCUUCGGGCACAGGAGGCAGCAGUACCAGUGCAAACUCUAGCAUUGAUGUCACCGAUUCAGGUGUCACUUACACCAUGCAAGUUGGUGUUGGAAACCCAGCGACCCAGUAUACAUUGUUGAUUGAUACGGGUAGUUCGAACACGUGGGUUGGCGCAAACUUGCCAUACAAUCCCACAAGCUCCAGUCAGGACACUGGUAACACCAUAAAUGUUAGUUAUGGUUCAGGGACUAUGUCCGGAGAGGAAUAUACCGACACCGUGACGUUAGGAAGCUUGGUUAUUCAGAACCAAGGAAUUGGCGUGGCUUCAUCCGCACAAGGGUUCCAGGGCGUCGAUGGUAUAUUGGGUGUCGGCCCUGUAGACCUUACACAGGGAACUGUGUCUAACACGCUGGAUGUGCCUACGGUUACCGAUAACUUAUUCGGUCAGGGGACAAUCUCCUCUAAUGAAAUCGGCGUGUUCUACGAGCCGUCCUCCACCGCUAACGUAUCCAAUGGAGAGCUCACCUUCGGUGGGACUGAUAGCACCAAAUACACUAGCUCAAUCAACUCCGUUCCGCUUACUACCACCUCUCCGGCCUCAAGGUAUUGGGGUAUCGAUCAGUCAGUAUCGUACGGCACUGGCAACACAAUCUUGAACACGACAGCCGGCAUUGUGGACACUGGCACCACCCUUCUUCUCAUAGCCACUGAGGCCUUUCAGGCUUAUCAGCAGGCAACUGGCGCCGUUCAGGACCCGAACACGGGUCUCCUAACUAUCACACAACAACAAUACAACAAUCUUCAAAGUUUGUACUUUAACAUCGGCGGUGUCACCUACGAGUUCACGCCUAAUGCUCAAAUCUGGCCGCGUGCCCUGAACAGCACCCUGGGAGGAAAUGAGGGCCAAAUUUAUCUCAUUGUGUCUGACCUUGGUUCCUCAUUCGGGACUGGGCUAGACUUCAUAAACGGAUUUGGCUGGCUUCAGCGCUUUUACACUGUUUAUGAUACCGGGAAGCAGCAGCUCGGUAUUGCGACUACGGCAUACACUAAUGCUAAUACCAACUGA
This is a messenger RNA of Suillus clintonianus, 1254 nucleotides long. RefSeq names its product acid protease. Bases 1 to 1254 code for a protein of 417 amino acids. The transcript has 11 exons. Gene Ontology annotation, molecular function: aspartic-type endopeptidase activity. Gene Ontology annotation, biological process: proteolysis. The record is from RefSeq and is a predicted model, not a curated record. NCBI's taxonomy places the organism in Eukaryota, Fungi, Basidiomycota, Agaricomycetes, Boletales, Suillaceae.